Molecule: messenger RNA, 2823 nt
Organism: Thunnus maccoyii (southern bluefin tuna)
Lineage: Eukaryota; Metazoa; Chordata; Actinopteri; Scombriformes; Scombridae
Gene: car15
Product: carbonic anhydrase 15
Exons: 8
Coding region: 400-1350 (316 amino acids)
Cellular component (GO): plasma membrane
Molecular function (GO): carbonate dehydratase activity; zinc ion binding
Source: RefSeq, a predicted model, not a curated record
UAGAAUUGUGUAUUUCCACCUUUUUUUUUUUUGAAAAUACACAAACAGUUCAGCAUUUUUAAAGAAAAACCUUAAAUUCUGAUACCUUUUAAUUCAGUGCGCUACACAUCCUCUGCCUCUUCCCAUGGUGGAGGGAUGAAUGGGUCUUGUUACUAGUCAUUGGGCAUCUAUGCUGAGGGUGGAGGAGGAGGAAGGGGGGUGGGGGGCGGUGAAGUGAAGCUGUCCCUGCAUCAAUGAGCCUGUUGAUCAGAAAAGACCACUAGACUGGUAAUGACACGGUUCACUGAUCAGACCGGGAGAAUAAAUAAAACUCGGCUUUCACCUCCGGCUCCACUGCUGCUCGGUCUACCUCAGAUAUACUGACACCUGUCCGGAGUCGUCGCGCCGCGGGAUCCUACCAUGAUUUUAGCUGCUGCUCUUCUGGUGAUCGUUGUUUCGUACGUGGAUUCAGAUGACUACUGUUAUAAUGAACCACAUUGUGAUCCUUACGCAUGGGGAGACACGUUCCCCUCAUGUCACCCUUUACUCGAAGAGCACCACUCUCCCAUCAAUCUGGACCACGAGAUGACCAGAAAUGAGUCUCUGGGGCCUUUGCAUCUGGAGGGCUUCGACAUGCUCCAAACAGGCCACUGGACGCUAAAGAACGACGGACACUCUGUCGUGUUGCAGGUCAGCAGUGGCAUGUCAGUGAGAGGCGGAGGCCUGCCAGAUGUGUACCACACCGUCCAGCUGCACUUCCACUGGGGAGGCCCGGCCACUAACGGCUCAGAGCACACGAUGGAUAGACGCAGAUACCCAAUGGAGAUGCACGUUGUCAACAUGAAGUCCAUCCAUCCGAAUAUGUCGGCGGCCUUGGAUGAUCCAACGGGGCUCGCUGUUCUUGGAUUCUUCAUUGAUGUUGUUUACGCAGACAAUGUGCAUUUUGGACACAUAUCACAAAAACUGUCCUCUGUUGCUUACAAAGGCCAAACUGCAAAAGUCAAACCAUUUCCACUGAUGAGCCUUCUGCCGAAGCACAACAUGAGUCAGUAUUAUCGUUAUUACGGCAGCCUCACCACUCCUCCGUGUUCUCAAGUGGUUGUUUGGACCCUGUAUGAGGUCCCCAUCUACAUCUCAUGGUCUCAACUGGCUCAGUUUACCUCACAGAUCUUCUCCACAGAGGAAGACGCAGAGCAGGUCACACCUCUACAGAACAACUUCAGACACAUCCAUCCCACCUUCAGUCGCAUCGUCUCUGCGUCCAAAGAUGCCAAACUGCUCAGAGGGACGGCGAGUCAUCCCCUCAGGUCAGCCGUGUCAGUGCAUCUGCUUCAAAUCAUUUUGCUGGGAGCUUUUAUCUCUGGACUUUAGCGCUGCGUUGAAACACUACAAAGAUGAGUUAAUGUUUUUGCCACUCAGUUUUUACCCUGAAAGCAACGUGUAGGAGUUAGUAAAGUUUAUUAUUUGAACCUGAGGUACCGUGUAGAGUUUUCACAUCAGUAGAAAUGCUCCAGCAAAGAAUAAACAUAAAAAAACAAACUGUGAAGAAGAGUACUGUAAUAUGUUGGAUUGUUACUAAAUGUUUUGUGAUUGUACCCUGCUGUCUGCAGGAUUAUUUAACUCCAUUUGUGCAUUUAACCUACUAACAGUUAAAACAAUGUGAAUUGAACACUGGUGUUCAAACAUGUUUUAUAUGCAUUUAUGACCUGUUGCAUUUAUAGCUUGCUCUUGAAAAGGUAUAAUCCUAAUAUAAACUGUCUUUUCAUUUAGCAUUAGCUGGCUAGGUGAGGUUGGGGUCAGAGGUCAUUUGUAACACCCAGUACAGCCGGGAAUGUCAUGAGUUUUGCAGAUAUUUGGUCAUAAAACAAAGAACUGGACAAAUUCUGAAACAAAUUUCACAGCAGUUCAUCCAAUAGUUGUCAAGAUAUUUCAUUAAAUACCCCCAAAAAAGUCAAGGUUUAAGGUGAUGGUGGAAAAAUCAGAGGAUCACCAAAGUCAGAGGGAUUCAUCCUCUGGGGACUACGAACAUUUGUACAAAAUUUCAAGGCAGUCCAUCUAAUAGUUGUUGAGAUAUUUCAGUCUGGACCAAAGUGCUGAACUGGCUGACAGACCGACACUGUAUAUGCUGCUAGCAUGGCUGAAAAGAAAAGGGAGGGCAAAUAGAAAGUAUUAAUCAUGAAGAUCUUUGGCUGUUGUUCACAUUAAAUGUCUCUAUAAUACAGAUCUCAAAGUGUAAGUUGAAAGCAAACUGUAUGUGGUGGCAGCAACUCACCUUGAAGUCUAGUCUAGUCAGCUGGAAUUUAUAGAGGCGGAUAGAAAGUACUGAAAGUUAUUUAUAACCCCAAACAAACCACAACGUCUGCUCUACUGCAUCAAGCUAUUCCUAUAAUGGUCUCUUCUUGGCAGACAUUUGACAUGUCAUAACAGGAAAACCACAGGUAUUAUUAAUAAUAUUAAGUGUUACCUAUUCCAUUUGACCUGCUGAUGAACUUUAAAUGGAACCGAGCCAUCGUUUAACGUGAUUAAUUACACCUGUGCUUCUCCUGCUGUGACAAGUCAAAACAUCCGCUGUGAAAAAAAGGCCUGUCGCAGAACAAAGAGCCCAUUAAGAAAAAAGACCUAAAAUAAAGUGGAAGUAAUGUUUUUCUAAUGAGCCGGCUCUCCUGCAUCCAACAUGCAAAAUAUUCUGUGUGUGAGCCUGUGCAUCAUUGCUUUGUGUGUCAAUUCAAUUUGCAUAUUUGCCCGGACCCCCGAGCAUCGCUGUAAACUAGCAGCAUGUAGAGAAGGGCUUCAAGCAUGCAAAUAGGCAACACUGAAUGAAAAACUGCAAGAUAAAAUAUCAAA